Nanorana parkeri is the source of this 1668-nucleotide messenger RNA. It is a transcript of the gene MBD4, whose product is annotated as methyl-CpG binding domain 4, DNA glycosylase. The coding region runs from base 1 to 1656 and encodes 551 amino acids. The record is from RefSeq and is a predicted model, not a curated record. Gene Ontology annotation, biological process: DNA repair. NCBI's taxonomy places the organism in Eukaryota, Metazoa, Chordata, Amphibia, Anura, Dicroglossidae. Gene Ontology annotation, molecular function: pyrimidine-specific mismatch base pair DNA N-glycosylase activity; DNA binding. The transcript is spliced from 9 exons. Gene Ontology annotation, cellular component: nucleus.
AUGGCGGCCCCCGUGCCGGACAGCAUUCAUCACCAAGAUGGCCGACAGCAGUUAAGUGCAUGUGACGUCAUUGUGCGUGUGUAUAAUGACGUCAUGCGUGCACCCAACGACAUCACACGCGUGCGUGACGUCAUCCCAGCUGGUGACACAUGGCAGCCGCACAGCGUGACACCACUCAUGGCGGACGCCCCUGUCAAGCCCUCAAAUGGCUGUGAAACGGUUGAUGAAGAAGCCGCGGACAUAACGGAAUCCCAUGAUAUUCCCCAACAACUGUGCGACAACAACGAAUCGCAGAAAGAUGAGCCCUCAAAAGAUGCAAAUUCCAGUAUCCCGGCAACACAUCCUGAGGGCUGGACGAAGAUCACUAAAUGCAGAAAAACUGGGAAAACGGCGGGGAGGGUUGAUGUGGUAUUUUUAAGCCCUCAAGGAACCAAGCUUCGAUCAAGAACUGCUGUCCUAAAAUAUCUCAACACCCAUCAUGUCCAGAUAAACCUGCAAGAUUUUGACUUCUCAGUUCCUUCUCAGAUACAAAGGUCCAAAACAAGUGUUGUCACAGAAUGCAAUAAUAAGAAUAAUGGAGAUAGUUCAGCCACCCUGAGUGUCGUGACAGAAGAAUACACAGCACAGCCUGUAGACCCUGCUGAGGACACACAAAUCACAGAAGAGGAUCCGUUUAUUGUGGAUGAGGAUGACAGAAAUACAACAUCAAUUAAAUCUUUUGGCAGGAAGAGAGUCCAGAGUCACAGGAAAGGACCAGAAAGAGCCUUGAAGGAUGUUAUCAGGAUAAAAAGGCCAAGAAAAUAUUCUUCCACUAAACCAGAGACGCAGACAAAACAGAGAAAAUACAGGAGAAAGAACAUUGUUUCCAAAAAUCCCAAUGGAGGAGCAAGUGAAGCAAGCACAUUAAGCGAAAGUCAAUUACAAGACUCACAGCAGCAGCUUGAUCAUAAUAAGGCAGAUGAUCCCACAGACGUCUCUGACCCAGUGCUGGUGACAGAGGACACAGAAGAUCCGACAUCCACACCAAUGCUGGAGAGACAACCUGAAACCGAGAACCGGAAAACGGGCAGCAAUUCCAGUGAUGACGACUCGUUAACGUCUUCUGGGAAUUCAAAGGAUUCCAUCACAAGAUCACAGGUGGAUAAAAGAAAGACCAGCCCCUACUUCUCCAAGAAAGCCACAAAAGAUGCUCUGGAUCCCCCAAGACGAAAAGCUUUCUCCAAAUGGACACCCCCUCGUUCGCCCUUCAAUUUAGUUCAGGAAACGCUUUUCCACGAUCCGUGGAAGCUUCUCCUCGCCACCAUCUUCCUGAACAAGACCUCCGGGAAGAUGGCGAUUCCGGUCCUUUGGAGCUUCCUGGAAAAAUACCCAAAUGCGGAAGUUGCCCGGAUGGCAGACUGGAAGGACAUGGCAGAAAUCCUGCAGCCUCUGGGACUCUAUGAGCUGCGAGCGAAAACCAUUGUGAGGUUUUCAGAAGAAUAUCUCACCAAAAAGUGGCGUUAUCCGAUCGCGCUCCACGGCAUCGGGAAAUAUGGGAACGAUUCUUACCGAAUCUUCUGCGUGAACGAAUGGAAAGAGGUUCAGCCGGAGGACCACAAACUGAACAAGUAUCAUGACUGGCUCUGGGAGAACAAGGACAAGCUGGGUCUGGACUGAAGAAUGGGCGCU